UAUUACCGGUCAUGGUAAACAGAGCUUAGUAGUAGGUUAGUACAGACUAUGAUGAAGAUGUUUUAAAAUUAAACUGAAAACUACAGGUUACGGGCUAUAAAUACACAAAAUUGAAAAGUAAAAACAAUAAAAGUGAACACUGAGCACAGUUGUUUACUGUUGGUACUUUAAUAUAUUAUUAUAAGCCGCGGUGUAUUAUUAUCUAUUACACAUAUUCUGUCUAACGCCGUUGAUUUCGGUUUUAUUCGUCGUUUCUCCAGAAGAAGAUCGCACGUUAUUCACCUGAAAAAAUAAUAAAUGUGAAGAAUUUAUUCAAUAUUUGUCUCAUUGGUUAGUGGUAGCUUAUAAUAAUUCUUCGUUCUCACUACCAUGGAACCUGAAGCAGUGUGCCGAACCGUGCUUAAUGAAAUCGAAGAAUGUUUGUCGCAAAUCAAACAAAUGCCUUUACCACCGUUUCCCGUUUACGAGAAUACAAAUAAAGCUGCUGCUUAUAUAAGCUAUCGUUUAAAAGAGUAUGAUUCUGUUGCUUAUUAUYUAUCUGAAGCUCAUGGAGGUGGAAUUCGUUCAAAACUUUCAUUGAUAAUGAAUCCAGAUACUGCAAGUAAAAAAGAACUGAAUGAUUGUUUAUCCUUGAACUCAGAAUAUGUGACCAAAAGAUACAAUGGUCUUUUGGAACGUUUAAAAGAAAUGCCAUCAGAAUGGACAUUAAUACAAAUCACUAAAAACUAUAAUCCUAAAGAUGUAGUAACUCCUAGGCCUACAGAGAAACCUACAGAAGUUGGUGAAUUGUUUAUAUCUAGAUAUCAGUGUGGUCAAAAAUACAAGAAUAUUAAACCUUUGACUAUAAAAGUGGAUAAAGCAAAAACCAGUUUAGGACAAAAGACUAUUUUUGAAGUUCUGAAAAAAAGCUUAGAAGAUACAAAUGACAGACAAAAUAAGGAUCCAUCAGYUAUUCGGAAUUUAAGAGAUUCCGCUUCCCAGUCAAUUAAAAGCAUUUCACAGGAAAUUCAUACUAGUUGGAUAAAACAUUGGAUUUGUAUGUUGUUAGGCAAUUAUUUUGAUGAGAAACUUUCAGCAGAAGUCUAUAGCAUUAUUGAUAAUGUCAUAGAAGAAGAAAACAUGACUAUAAGUGAACGGAGCAGAAUGAUUUUGUAUCAGAUAACAAAUGCAGUCGUCCAGUUGACGAAUGAUGAAAUAAAUAAUCUUCUUAAAGAAGUUGACUGUUCAACAGAGGAAAUGAAUAAAUUUGAAUCUGCUAUUAAUAAAUAUAAAUUAAAUGGUUCACAUUUAAUGUUGAAAAAAAGACAUCCUGUUUUGCUUAUAUUAGACGAGCAUUUAGAAUGUUUGCCAUGGGAAACAAUACCGUGUUUAAAAAGACAUCCAGUCUCCCGCGUGUCAUCUGUACAUAUUGUGCACAGGUUAUAUCAUAAACACAAGGAUUCUAUUCAAAAUGGAUUAAUGAAAAUUAGAAACCAAGGAUAUUACAUUUUAAACCCUGAUAAAACAUUGUCUAAUGCUGAAAAAAGAAUGUCGAGUUUCCUCAAGGAAAGAAAUGUAAACUGGGACGGCAUUCAAAGUCAAGAGCCUACUUCAGAACAGUUCAGUUCUUUACUUAAAAAAAAUAACAUACUAUUAUAUUGUGGCCAUGGUAACGGAACACAAUACUUGCAUAGUUUGGAUUUAGACAAAUUAGAUCUACAGUGUAUACCAAUGUUGUUUGGRUGCUCAAGUGUUAAACACACUGACAAAGGAGGACGAUCUAAUUUUGUGGGUGCUUCUUAUGGAUAUUUAAAAGCUGGCUGUCCCUGUGUCAUUGGUAUGUUGUGGAAUGUAACAAGUUUAGAUGCUGAUAACUUGGCCAGAGCCAUGCUUAAUGUUUGGCUACCCGGAAAUCCCAUCAACCUUCAAGAGAAAUGGCCUAAAGAAUUUUUGGAUCAACAGGAUUAUCCCAUGGAACGAGAACUCUUGCGUACAUUAGCGAUUGCCAGAAAAACUACUAGAAGUUUUUUCAACUAUGCCGCUUUAGUUGCACGAGGUAUACCAGUUAUCAUGACAGACUGAAAAUGAUCCUGAUGUAAUAUUAUUUUAAUUUUAAGUUACCGAAGUUUUUAAUGUUUUUUUUUUUAUACAUAUUAAAUAGUU
This is a messenger RNA of Diuraphis noxia (Russian wheat aphid), 2142 nucleotides long. It is a transcript of the gene Sse, whose product is annotated as extra spindle pole bodies like 1, separase. The record is from RefSeq and is a predicted model, not a curated record. Gene Ontology annotation, molecular function: cysteine-type endopeptidase activity. Gene Ontology annotation, cellular component: nucleus; cytoplasm; mitotic spindle. Gene Ontology annotation, biological process: meiotic chromosome separation; proteolysis. Lineage: Eukaryota; Metazoa; Arthropoda; Insecta; Hemiptera; Aphididae.